GUUUGGACACUGUUUGGCACUGUUUGAACACUGUUUGGCACUGUUUGAACACUGUUUGGCACUGUUUGACACUGUUUUGUUUACCAAAUGGGAAGUGUGGCAUUCAUUUUGAAACGUCCAAAAAAGGAAAGUGUGUCAACCAAACUGAAACGAAGGGAGUAUUAAUUAGUCACAACGGUUUGUGAUAUCAUACAGAACUAAUUCAAAUAAUAGAUGGUUUUUCAAACGGUUACAACUUUCUUCUUUUAAAAUCUUUUCUGUCAUCAACAACCAAUAAUUAUAAAAAUCUCACAAAAGUAUCUUUUGAGUUAAUUCUUCAAACAUAAUACUACGUAUAUCCAUAAACUUUGUAUAUGGUGGAUCCGGAGCCUCUGUCUUGCUUCUUCACAGCCGUCCAAUCGAAAAUUCAAUGACCGGAGAUUUUGGGAUCCACUCUUUUGUCAAUCUCGAGGCCGUCCUCGCCGCUACUCGGCCGUCCGAUGCACAAUGGACUCUGUCGUGCGGCCGAGGAUCCCGAUCUGUAUCUCAUGUAAUAUUCUUACGUUUCCCUUUGUAAGAUAGAAGUUCUCAAGAUGAAUUAAUUAAAAUAAAUAUGGUAAAAGCUCGUAGAGAAAGAAAUAAAAGCAUAAAUAAAAUUAAAGCAAAGUAGCAUUACUAAAUUUUAUAUAUAUUAAUUAAAUUAAUAUAAGAGAGAGAAGUUCAACAUUCUGCAGGUAGACAUUGCCCUGUGGCGUGUGAAAGCUUGUGGUUGGACAUCCAAUGGACUGAUGGAUGGAUGAGGGUGUUAAAAAAAUUAUUUAUAGGCAUUGCCCAUUUAAAACUUUGUCACAUUUCAUUUUUUGAUUAUAAAAAUUUUACCACUUUAUUUUUAAUCUAUCAAUUUAUGGUUUCUAUUAUUUGUCUCUUCUCCAUACAAAUGUCACUGCACAAUUUUUACUUUAUUUAUUUUCUGUACCGAUCAAACUUGAUAAAGUUUUGAGUGAUGAGAAAAAAAUUACAGCCAAAAAAUGAAAAACAUGUACACUUCCCAUUUUUCUAAAAAAAAAUGCAGAACGCUUAUUUUGGGGAGCCUUCCUGGAAUAUAGAGCAUGCAAACGACAGAGCAUAAUAGAUCACCAAAAUGGCCAACCAUGCAUGUGCUACAGUGCUAAAUUCUCAGUGUGAAAUGACUGUAAGGGACUUGGUCAAGCUGUAGCACUGCGCACAGACUUGCAAAAGAAAAAGGACUCUCAGCGAAAAAGAAAGGAAUGGGACCGACUUUUUUCUUUUUUCUUUUCUUUCUUUCCCACCAUUGUUCUUUUCUUCUAACCACACCUUUCUCUUCCAUUGCUUCCUUCUUCACACAAUCCAACCCUCUCUAUUUCAGCAUAAAAGAUUUAACCCUUUGCAGGAAGUUAAGAGGUAUCUUGAGACUGAUAGCCGCUAAAAGUGGGGAAAAGAUCAGUUUUUGUUUUCUCAGAUUUUGUUUAAUAAAUAAAGUGGGGUAGAGCUGGAAAAAGAGGACAAGAAGAAGAAAUGGGUGUUCAGCUGCCAGAUGUUGCAGUUGAAAUGAGGAAAGUUCUAAUCUUUUCCAUCAAAACAUGUUAUAAAAUUGUUUCCAGCCAUCCAUUCCUAGUGGGGUUGUUUUGUUUUUUGGCGUUACUGUACAGAUCAUUCCCUUUGGUGUUUUCUGUGUUGGUGUCUGUAUCUCCUGUUCUUAUCUGCACUGCCGUUCUCCUUGGAACUUUAUUGAAUUUUGGCAAUCCAAACAUACCUGAGAUUGAAAAGGAAGAAGAAGGAGGCAAAACAGUUCAUGAUCAUAUAGUAUCUCUAAAAACUGGGGUUUUGUCAAAUUCCACUGUUCUUGAGAAGGAUGAGAGCUAUUAUUCUGUUGAACAGUUCAAGGAGAAUAAGAAUAUAUUAGAUCAGUUACUUGAUGAUCCAUUUUGUGGUAAGGUUGAAAACCAAACCCGGGGUAUUGAGUUGUAUGAUGGGAAAAUUUCAGAGCAUAAGUACACUCCAAUUCCUAAUAUGGAUGAUGAGAGUCUUGAUUCUGAUUAUGAGAAACCCUCAUAUUCCUGUGAUAAUAAUAUGGAUGAACACAAUCUUGAUUUUGAUAAAAAAUCUGCGGACUCAAAUGACUCUAAGAUGGUGAACAUUGGUUCCCCUCUUAUAGAUAGGGAGGAUUUUGAACACCAUCGAUUCUCACAGGUUCCUAAUAUAGAUGACGAUAGGAAUCUUAAAUUUGAUGAAAAAGACCCUAAAAUGGCGAUGGUUGAUUCAAAACAAGAGGAGCAAGAAGAGGAUGCUGAUUAUGAUGACGAGACUUCAGAUUCCGGUUCGGAUGGAGCAGAGAGUUCUUCCCCAGAUGCUUCAAUGGCUGACAUCAUCCCGAUCCUUGAUGAACUCCAUCCUCUUCUGGAUGAAGACGAGAACAACCCGCAACCCGUUAAUGAUUCAGAUUCAGAAUCAGACGACGGGUAUGAAAACCAGGAAGUAGAAGAGAAAAUCCGCAAAGAACAAGCAGAAACCAAAUCUAGAAUGAUUAUAUGGACGGAGGAGGAUGAGAAGAAUCUGAUGGAUCUUGGAAGCUCAGAGAUUGAGAGGAAUCAACGGCUGGAAAGCCUCAUUGCCCGUAGAAGAGCUAGGAUGAACAGGAGGAGUACAAUGGUUGAGAAGAAUUUGAUUGAUUUCGAAAGUGUUUGUGAUCUUAUCCCAUUCAACAUUUCCCCCAUUUCAAUUCCCAAAAAAAAUCCGUUUGAUCUUGCUGCUGAUGAUAUAGGACUACCACCCAUUCCAGGGUCUGCCCCAUCCGUUUUGCUUUCCAGGACCAACCCGUUUGAUAUCCCUUAUGACUCGAGUGAAGAAAAGCCUGAUCUAAUGGAAGACAGUUUCCAACAAGAGUUCAAGACUGCCAAAGAUCCAUUCUUUAGUGUACGCCCAUCAUUAUUCGUUCCAAUUAUACAAGAUACGCACUCGGAAGGAGCAAGCUAUCCACGGUUUCAAAGACAACCAAGUGAGCUUAGUGAGUCAAAAGUUAGUUCUAUUCCUGAAACUGAGUCAAACGAUUCAGCUAUUGAUUCAGAAGUCCAGAAUUUGGCUGAUGAGACCGAUGGUAUGUCAUGGAAAAGUGAAGAGAAUGGUCUGGAAGUGGGACCAAGUCCGGCCCAUGAAGGAUGUGCUUCUGAAACUUUGGAUCUCAUUGCAACUGAAAUUCAUUCACAGCCAGAAACUUCAUUAGGAGGGGCAGAUGUGGAUGAGAAUCAUCAAUACAGGGAGCCUAUAUAUGAUCUAAGUCCAACUCGAGCAGAAAAAAUAUCUUCAUCAUCCAUUGCUUCAGAUGAUCAAGUGAAGGAAAUUAAGGAAAUGGAAAAGCCUACUCCAAUCAGUGAAGAAAUCUUAGCUAAUACAUGCUCCCAGCCAAACUCUCCCGGAUAUAAAUGUGCUGCUGCAGCAAUGUCAUUUCUUCAGUCUGAUGAUGAAUUGAGAUUGUUGGAUUCCAAAGACCAGACUGAAGUGCAGCAGGAGACACCGCUUAUUUUGAUGGAAUCACCUAAGAAGGCAAGUGAUUUAAAUGUGUUAGAAACGAGAGAUGUUGACAGCGAGGCUCAUUCUCCACCAUCUCCUGCGUUUAAUCAAAUGCUCCACACGGCUGAUGAUGGUCAAACAGACACAAAAGAGAGAUCUUUUAAUGAACUUGAAAAUGAUGACCACAUUGAUGUCUUAUCACCCCAUAAGUUUUUCAUGGAAGCAAUUGAUUUCCAUGAAAACAUGCAACACGUAGAUGACGAAACAGAUGGCAUCAAGGAAAUCGAUGAGGGGAUAUUAUCCGAAUUAGAUGCUGUUGGUGAUUUCAGCUUCAAUGAACCGGUUGCUACAAGCUUCUCCAAUGAGUUUGAAAGUCUAUCCAUUCUACACAAUAUCUGCUCUGUCAGCCCGAGUUUUUUUGAAGAAAAAGAAAUACACGAAGAAAAAGAAGACUCCAAUUUUGUUCAUGAAAAGACAUUUCCAGUUCUCGGACCUUCUCCAUCGAACCAAAAUUCAAGUACAGAAGACAUCAACCUGGGAGUGACUCUAGUUGAAGAAGCAAGCUCACUGAAAGAUCUAGAAUCCAGUUAUGAAAACAAAGGGGCUCUUGAGCUACCUGAGUUGCCUCAAGAAAAUGAAAAAUAUGAUCUUCUUGAUAAUCAUUUUCAUAUCGAUUCACCAUUUAAGCAGAUAGAUCACGAAGAACGUGAAAGACACGACCUUCUUGAUCAGUCCACUCAUUCUGAUAUUAAUAACAAGAAGGCGCCUGUCGAUUCUGGGAGCCCGAGGAAUGUGAUACUGCAUGAACAUUUAACAUUAAUACAUAAUGAAAUCCCAUGUUCUCAAGAUAGAUUGGCUAGUAAAGUUGAACUGGAUACUGAAGGGAACUUAUCUGAAGAAAUAUCAUGCAAUGUACCCGAAAAGCUGGAUUGUGAAGUUAACUCAAAAGAUUCAAACUUCAUUACAUCUGUUGAAAAGGUUGAUCAAGAAGCUCCUAAACAUGACGAUUCAUGUUAAGGAGAUGCAGACUCCUAAAAACUGGGUACAAGAUCAGGUGAUUCUGAUAAGGAAUGAGAAAGUGUGAACCAAUCUUUCUGGGAAAAGGAAGAAUGAUGAAUUGGGUUUUGAUUUUUUUUCUUCUAUUACAUGCUAGCAAGUCGCUAGUUACAUAAUUAUUUGUUCCUUUUUCUUUAAUUUUUUAUUCUUUUUUGUUUUGGUGUGCCUUGUCUGAGGGCUCUUGGGAUAGUUUGGACUAUUCCAUUUGGUUUUCUGUUUUGGUUUCAUUUGUAUGUCGAUUUUUGAGAGAAAAGCAGUAAUGAGUGGCUAUUGCAAACUGUUAAAUUGUAUGCUGUUCAUAUAUAUACACUGUUAAUUUUAAUGUAAAGUGAGUGGCUAUAGCAUUAUAAAUCUCUACAAUUCUAUAGAGCAGGGCAUGCUUCUCUUA
Messenger RNA from Cuscuta epithymum, 4951 nucleotides. Lineage: Eukaryota; Viridiplantae; Streptophyta; Magnoliopsida; Solanales; Convolvulaceae. The record is from the annotation of a GenBank genome assembly.